AAGGACCAUAGCCGAACUAUAGUCUCCGUUUCCCUUCUUGUUGCAGCAGACUUGCAGCUGCAAUAUCAUCUACUACUUCCCCACUCUUUAACUCACUACAACUCACUCUAAAUUACCCACAAAUUUUAUCCAAACAAAGAAAAAUGACCCAAAACUUCCAUCUUUAUUCACAAUUGAGCCCAAUCCCUUAAACCAAUUCCAAUGUCUUCUCUUUCAAUCCCCUCAUUAUCCCAUUGCUCUUCACCAUUCAAAAACCCUUCAUCACAAACCAGACACAAACUCAAAAUUAAUAAAUUCAACUCUCAUAUUCAACUUACAUCCCAUAAAUCUUUCCCCUUUUUGCAUAAAGCUCCAGUCUUUAGCUUCUUAGAAUCUUCAAAAUGCCACAAUCAAAUCCAACGACCGCCCCUAGAGCUACCUUCAGUACAUGGAGACCAAAAAGAUUCGAAAUUUUCUACUGGGUACUUGAAAAAAUCUGAGGAGAGUGUAAUUCAGUGCAUUACAAGGUCUGUUGUGUAUGCUUUAUUUUGUGUUGCAAUUGGGUUUUGCUCAGCUGGUUCAUUGCCAGCUUAUGCAGCUGUUGCUGCACAAGCUGGCAAUGGUGUUACUACUUUGAAAAGCAAUGAGGAAGAUAGAAAUUUGAAGGGUCAUGAGUUUUCAGAUUAUACUAGGAUUUUGUUAGAGGAGGUUUCAGUUUUGGUAAAAUGUAUAGAGGAGACUAGGAGGGGGAAUGGGGAUAUGGAGAGUGUUGGUUUGGCUUUAAAAGGCGUAAAAGCCAAAAAAGAAGCAUUACAUGGGGAAAUAAUGGAGGGUUUAUCUUUGGAGUUAAGGGAGUUGAAGAGGGAAAAGGAGAGUUUGGAGAACCGCGCAGACGAGAUUAUGGAUGAGGGGUUCAAGUUGAAAAGAGAGUAUGAGAGUUUGGGAGGAGAUGCUGAGAAGGAGAGGAUGGAGGAGUUGGAGGAGAAAAUGGGAGUGAUAGAAGAGGAGUAUGGUAGGAUGUGGGAAGAGGUUGGGGAGAUGGAGGAUGUGAUUUUGAGGAGGGAGACAAUGGCGAUGAGUGUCGGUAUCAGGGAGCUUUGUUUUAUCGAGAGGGAGUGUGAGGAGUUGGUGAAGAGAUUUAAGCAGGAAACCAAGCAAAAGAGCGAAGGAAGUAAGCAGAAGAAGUCUAUUACCAAUCUUUCCAAAUCUGAAAUUCAGAGAGAACUGGAAUCUGCACAAAGAAAAUUGUUAGAACAAAUGAUUCUGCCAAAUGUUGUGGAAGUUGAAGGUCUUCCACCUCUAUUUGAUCAAGAUUUGGUGGAUUUUUCUGGACGUAUAAAACAAGGCCUUAAAGAUUCAAGAAAGGCGCAGAAGGAUCUGGAGGCUCAUGUUAGAAAAAAGAUGAAAAAGUUUGGCGAAGAAAAGCAUUUAGUUGUGAUGACACCAGCAGAUGAGGUUGUGAAGGGCUUCCCAGAAGUUGAGUUGAAGUGGAUGUUUGGAAAUAAGGAGGUCGUGGUGCCUAAAGCUAUUCGCUCGCAUUUAUACCAUGGAUGGAAAAAAUGGCGAGAAGAAGCAAAGGCAGAUCUAAAGAGAAAUCUCUUGGAAGAUGUUGAAUUUGGUAAACAGUAUGUUGCCAAAAUACAGGAGCGUGUUCUUCUGGAUCGAGAUAGAGUGUUCUCAAAGACAUGGUAUAAUGAAGAGAAAAAGAGGUGGGAGAUGGACCCAGUUGCUGUUCCAUAUGCUGUCACAAAGAAAUUAGUGGAGCAUGCAAGAAUUAGGCAUGAUUGGGGUGCCAUGUACAUUGCAUUAAAGGCGGAUGACAAGGAGUUCUACGUCGACAUUAACGAAUUUGACAUGCUCUUUGAAGAUUUUGGAGGGUUUGAUGGGUUGUACAUGAAAAUGCUUGCCCAGGAUAUCCCAACUUCUGUUCAACUAAUGUGGAUCCCCUUUUCAGAAUUGAAUUUGCAUCAGCAGUUUCUCUUGACGAUGAGGCUGAUUCAACAAUGUAUAAAAGGAAUAUGGAAGGCUAGAAUUGUUUCUUAUGGAAGGGAAUGGAUGCUAGAGAAAAUGAGGAACGUAAACGAUGACAUAAUGAUGGUGAUUGUGUUUCCAGUAGCGGAGUUCAUCAUUCCUUAUCCGGUAAGGCUACGGUUGGGGAUGGCAUGGCCAGAAGAAAUAGAGCAAACUGUUGGAUCGACAUGGUACUUGAAAUGGCAAUCCGAGGCAGAAAUGAGUUUUAGGUCAAGAAAAAGGGAUGAAAUACAGUGGUUCUUUUGGUUUAUCAUUAGAGCUGGUAUAUAUGGGUAUAUUUUGUUACAUGUUUUCCGGUUUCUAAAGAGAGAAGUUCCCAAACUUCUAGGAUUUGGACCUCUACGUAGAAAUCCAAACUUGCGAAAGUUAGCGAGAGUGAAAGCCUAUAUUAAAUUCAAGGUGAGGCGGAUCAAGCGGAAAAAGAAGGCUGGGAUUGAUCCUAUAAAAAGUGCUUUUGAACGCAUGAAGAGGGUGAAGAAUCCUCCUAUACCAUUGAAAGAAUUUGCUAGUGUUGAUUCUAUGCGGGAGGAAAUUAAUGAAGUUGUGGCAUUUCUACAAAAUCCCAGUGCUUUCGAAGAAAUAGGUGCCCGUGCUCCUCGGGGAGUUCUUAUUGUUGGAGAAAGGGGAACAGGAAAGACAUCUUUGGCAUUGGCUAUUGCUGCAGAAGCCAAGGUUCCUGUUGUCCAAGUUUCAGCUCAGCAGUUGGAGGCUGGAUUGUGGGUUGGUCAAAGUGCAUCAAAUGUUCGGGAACUGUUCCAAACAGCUAGGGAUUUGGCACCUGUAAUAAUCUUCGUGGAGGAUUUUGACCUUUUUGCUGGUGUACGUGGCAAGUUUAUACACACUAAGCAGCAGGAUCACGAGGCUUUCAUAAAUCAACUUCUAGUGGAACUUGACGGGUUUGAGAAACAAGAUGGGGUUGUUUUAAUGGCUACCACUAGAAAUAUCAAGCAAAUUGAUGAGGCAUUGCAGCGGCCUGGGCGUAUGGACAGAGUAUUUUAUCUUCAACAACCGACUCAAGCAGAAAGGGAGAAGAUUUUACAAAAUUCCGCAAAAGAAACCAUGGAUGAAGAGCUAAUUGAUUUUGUAGACUGGAAAAAGGUUGCUGAGAAGACAGCUCUUUUACGCCCUAUAGAAUUAAAACUCGUUCCUGCUUCUUUGGAAGGUAGUGCCUUUCGGAGUAAAUUUGUAGAUGCAGAUGAACUUAUGAGCUACUGCGGUUCGUUUGCGACAUUCAGUUGUAUUGUCCCCAAAUGGGUUCGCAAAACCAAAAUUGUAAAAAAGAUGAGCAGGAUGCUGGUGAAUCAUCUGGGGUUAGAAAUGACCAAAGAGGAUCUGCAGAGUGUAGUUGAUUUAAUGGAGCCAUAUGGUCAGAUAAGCAAUGGAAUGGAACUUAUGAAUCCUCCACUUGAUUGGACAAGGGAGACCAAGUUUCCACAUGUUGUUUGGGCUGCUGGUCGCGGUCUUAUUGCGCUGCUAUUACCUAACUUUGAUAUAGUAGAUAACCUGUGGCUGGAGCCAUUUUCUUGGCAGGGAAUUGGGUGCACAAAGAUCAGUAAGGCUAGAAAUGAAGAUUCCUUGAAUGGAAAUGUAGAGUCGAGAUCGUAUCUUGAAAAAAAGCUGGUCUUUUGUUUUGGCUCAUACGUUGCGUCCCAAAUGCUACUUCCCUUUGGUGAAGAAAAUUUUCUUUCUGCUUCAGAACUAAGACAAGCUCAGGAGAUAGCUACAAGGAUGGUAAUCCAGUAUGGGUGGGGCCCUGAUGACAGUCCUGCAAUUUAUUAUAGUAACAAUGCGGCUACUUCUUUAAGCAUGGGGAACAAUCAUGAGUUUGACAUGGCAGCUAAAGUUGAAAAGAUGUAUGAUCUCGCAUAUAUUAAAGCAAAGGAAAUGCUUCAGAAGAACCGUCGAGUGCUUGAAAAGAUUGUCGAGGAAUUACUUGAAUUUGAGAUCUUGACUGGCAAGGAUUUGGAAAGAAUUCUAGAAACUAAUGGUGGGAUUCAGGAGAAAGAGCCUUUUUUCCUUUCUAAGGAUAUUAACAUAGAGAUUCAGCCAGUAUCCAGCAGCUUUCUUGAUACGGGAAAUGGAUCAGGACCUGCUCUGUUAGGUGCAUCUAACUAGGAUGAACAAACAUUAAACUCGAGCAUUCAUUAAUGAUGAAAGUAAAAGCUGGCUAAUGAGUUCAGAUUUCUUCAACUAUAAGUUUCCUCCUUUCCUAUCAAUAAAAUGUAUUAUUCUUUUUAUAAACGCAUUAAACAGCGUCAUUUUGACCUUCGAAUGCUACGGAAGUAGGUUGUACAGUGAGAAGUAGGUCCAGUUUAGAGGAGCUUUUUCUUUUUCACCCACCGGGUCAGAAAAAAGCUUCGUUCUUGCAUUGUAAUAUGAUUUCUUUGGGAAUCAUAAUCAAGUUAUAAAAAUGUUGUAAUUUUAUUCAUUAUAUCAAUAAGAUUUACAUAAAAAGUGAAAAAUUGAAUAAA
Molecule: messenger RNA, 4481 nt
Organism: Mercurialis annua (annual mercury)
Lineage: Eukaryota; Viridiplantae; Streptophyta; Magnoliopsida; Malpighiales; Euphorbiaceae
Product: probable inactive ATP-dependent zinc metalloprotease FTSHI 5, chloroplastic
Exons: 19
Coding region: 202-4125 (1307 amino acids)
Biological process (GO): proteolysis
Cellular component (GO): chloroplast thylakoid
Molecular function (GO): ATP binding; ATP hydrolysis activity; metalloendopeptidase activity
Source: RefSeq, a predicted model, not a curated record